Betta splendens (Siamese fighting fish) is the source of this 4705-nucleotide messenger RNA. Its product is annotated as alpha-2-macroglobulin-like. The coding region runs from base 81 to 4382 and encodes 1433 amino acids. The record is from RefSeq and is a predicted model, not a curated record. Gene Ontology annotation, molecular function: endopeptidase inhibitor activity. Lineage: Eukaryota; Metazoa; Chordata; Actinopteri; Anabantiformes; Osphronemidae. The transcript is spliced from 35 exons. Gene Ontology annotation, cellular component: extracellular region.
UCAGGGUCUGCGUCUCUGUUAAAGGGGUGGAUUUUUGCAUCAGUGCCUGUUUAUGCACUUAGAGUUGAACAUAGUUCAUCAUGAGUCCUGGGAUCCAGAUGUGGACGCUGUGCGUCUUCCUGAGCUGGACGUGUGUGGUUCCAGCACUGGGGGAGCUGCAGUACAUGGUAGCUGUUCCUGCCGUUCUUGAAGCUGGAGCUGAAACCAGGUUCUGUGCGAGUCUCCUAAAGCCCAACAUGAACGUAGUCAUGACCGUGACUUUAAGAUCUGAGAGAGAAAACACAACCCUUUUCAGGCAGACGUCCAAUGAGGAGUUUCACACCUGCUCUCAGUUUAAAGUUCCUUUAGUGCAGAAUCCAGAGGUUCAGAGGUUUGAGGUGGAGGUACGAGGUGAUGGCUUUUAUUCCAAAAGAGUCCAAAAAGUUAUGAUCAAAGUCUAUCAACCAAUGACUUUCAUCCAAACAGACAAACCGAUCUAUCUGCCUGGACAAACAGUGCAUUUUCGAGUUGUCUCGCUGGACAUAAGGUUCAGACCUGCCAACCAGCUGUACGAUGCCAUUUACUUGGAGGAUGCCCAACAGAACCGGAUUGGACAGUGGCUGAAUGAAACAUCCAACAGUAAAAUCUUGCAGCUUUCUUACUCCCUGAAUUCUGAGGCUCGUGAGGGAACCUACACAAUCACAGUGUCAAUCGGUGGAAAUAAAGUGUAUCACUGGUUUAAGGUGGAAAAAUAUGUUUUGCCCAAAUUUGAUGUGAAAAUAAAUUCAGUUGAUGAAGUUUUUAUUAAACAGCAAGAAUUUAAAGUUGAAGUUUGUGCUAAGUACACGUAUGGACAGCCUGUGCCCGGAAGCGUUGAGGUCGUAGCGUGUCGACCUCUCGAGUCGUCUUUUAGAAGUCCUGUUGUUGUUACCCCUGAACAUCCAGAGGGAAUCCCAGCAAUAACUGCUCCGUGCUACAAAGACACACAGCAGCUGAACAGAAAAGGCUGCAACACGUUCACCUUCAGGAUGUCGGCUUUCACGACAGUCGAUAACAUUAUACUGACAGAUGUACUGUCCCUCAGUGCCAAAGUGAAGGAGGAGGGCACAGAUAUUACCAGCCUGAUAGAGAAGAAUGUACAGAUUUCUUAUGUUGUUGGAAAAUUAUCCUUCGUUGAUACACCCACGAUUUUUGAACACGGGUCAGAUAUGAAGGGAAAAGUUAAAGCAAUGAAUCAUAAUAAUGAACCCAUUGCUGACAUGACACUGUACCUGUUUGGGGGGGAAAGGUGGUUGACAACCCUGCUACAAAUUCUGACAACUAACAGCGAUGGUGUCGCCUCUUUUUCAUUGAACACGACGAACUAUAGCACGGACAUCGCCCUUCAUGUUGAUGACAAACCAAAACGGCAUUCGGGUGCCCCUAGAACCCCAUCGUAUAUAGAUGGAGAUCACUGGUUGUUCCGGGUGCAGGAUGUUUCUCCUGUCAUUAAAACAUUUAGCUCCCUGGAGGUGAAGAACAAAGAUAAACCACUUCCCUGUGACACAGAGGAGGACGUUUUCAUUCAAUACACUGUGGUUGGAGAGAAAAAGGGAAACGUGGAUGUGAUGUAUCUGGUUUUAUCCAGAGGAGUCAUCAUUAUGCAAGGACAUAAACAAGUUGAGGUGCAGAGUAAACAAGUGAAUGAGGGUGAGGUGUCCUUUAAGAUCAAAGUUUCUCCAGAGAUGGCACCAAUAGUCCAUGUUGUAGCUUACGCCGUUCUCCCCAGUGAGAGAGUGAUCGCCACGACUGCCAGGUUCUCCACAGAGAAAUGCUUCGCUAACAAGGUGUCGUUGGAGUUCUCUCCGUCCUCAGCUGUUCCUGGAGAGGAGACCACCCUGAAGGUGACGUCUGCACCUGAUUCUCUGUGUGGCGUCAGCGCUGUUGACCAGAGUGUCCUCAUUAAGGAGCCAGGGGAGAGUCUGGAUGCAGAUAAGAUAUUCAGCUUGUUGCCUGUCGAGAUCGACUUUCCUCAUGAAGUUGAAGAAUCAGAAUGUCUGACGUUAAGGGAAAGAAGAUCUGUAUUUUAUCACAGAAUUGGCAAAGACGACGCCUAUCCAGUUUUUAAAGGCGUAGGACUAAAGAUGGCAACUAAUUUGUUGAUUCGAACGCCUACAUGCAUCAACUUUAAAGGAUUAGAAUAUUACCAUUUACGCGGAGAACAUGGACGGCCUGGUUUAGCUAGAGGUUUUGGUCAUCCUCCACCAGUAGUGACAGUCCGCACUUUCUUUCCUGAGACCUGGAUAUGGGACCUGGUGCAUGUGGGAGAGUCUGGACAGAAGGAUGUGUCCCUCACGGUCCCAGACACCAUCACCACCUGGGAGACGGAGGCUUUCUGUUUGUCCCCUCUGGGUUUUGGUUUGGCUCCUCGUAAACAGAUCACGGUCUUCCAGCCCUUCUUCCUGGAGCUCACUCUGCCCUACUCCAUCAUCCGGGGGGAGAACUUUGAGCUGAAGGCGACUGUCUUCAACUACCUCAGCAGCUGCAUCAUGGUCACUGUGACUCCUGCCCCGUCUCCACAUUACACCCUCACUCCUCUCUCUGGUGACCAGUACACGUCCUGUCUGUGUGGCAGCGAGCGUAAAACCCUCAGCUGGACCAUGGUCCCGUCCAGUCUAGGGACAGUAAAUGUGUCUGUCAGCGCUGAGGCUGUAGCGUCUCAUGCUACAUGUGACAAUGAGAUAGUGAGCGUUCCAGACAGAGGUCGUAUCGAUGUGGUCACCAAAUCUCUGAUUGUAAAGGCUGAAGGAACUGAGAUAGUGAAGGCCUACAACUGGCUGCUCUGUCCAAAAGGAGAGGCUUUAAAAGAGGAAGUAGAACUGCAGCUCCCAGAGAAGGUGAUUGAUGGAUCUGCUCAAGCUUCAGUGUCUGUUCUAGGCGACAUCCUGGGCCGAGCCCUGCAGAACCUGGAGGGACUCCUGCGGAUGCCGUAUGGAUGUGGGGAGCAGAACAUGGCUCUUCUAGCUCCCAACAUCUACAUCCUCCAGUACCUGAAGAACACACAGCAGCUGAGCCCAGACAUCAACAAGAAGGCGACAAACUUCCUCAGCAGUGGUUACCAGAGGCAGCUGAACUAUAAACACAGUGAUGGAGCUUACAGCACAUUUGGAUCAGGACCAGGAAACACUUGGCUCACAGCGUUUGUGAUGAGGUGUUUUUCUAAAGCUCAGUCCUUCAUCUACAUUGACCCAACAAAGAUUAAAGAGUCUAGGACCUGGCUGAUAAGAAAACAAAAAACAAGUGGCUGCUUUGAACAGUCUGGACACCUUUUUAACAACAGAAUGAAGGGUGGAAUCUCUGAUGAAGUAACUCUCAGUGCUUACAUCACUGCUGCCUUCUUGGAGAUGAAUACAUCAGCUGAUAGUCAGGUGAUAACAAAGAGCCUGUCCUGCCUCAAAGAGUCCAUCAGUGACCUCAGUAACACCUACACUACAGCUCUGCUGGCCUACAUCUUCACUCUGGCAGGAGACAUGGAGACUCGUUCUCUCCUUCUGCAGCACCUGGACAAAGUCGCAUCCAAAGAAGGAGGUUUCCUCUACUGGUCUCAGAGCUCAGUAGAAACUUCAGCCUCUCUGUCUGUGGAGAUCAGCUCCUAUGUGUUACUGGCCAAACUCAGUGCCUCACCUACAGCUGAGGACCUGGGCUACUGCUCCAGUAUCGUUAGGUGGCUGACGGGGCAGCAGAACCAGUAUGGAGGCUUCUCCUCCACCCAGGACACAGUGGUGGCUCUCCAGGCUCUGGCUCUCUACUCCGCUCUGGUGUUCAGUCCAACAGGUUCCAGCACAGUGACGGUCCAGUCUCCCAGUGGCCAGCUGACAUUUGAUGUGAACCAGAACAACAAGCUGCUGUACCAGGAGAAGACGCUGCAGGACACAACAGGAAAGUACAGCCUGGAGGUGAAGGGGAGUGCGUGUGCAUCAGUACAGAUUUCGCUGCAGUACAACAUCCCCACUCCCACUGAUGUCACCACCUUCAGUGUGGAGGUCACACCAGAGGUCGACUGCACCAUCAAAGCUCACAGACCCAAACUCAGUCUGAAGCUGAAAGUAGUAUACAGAGGAAAGUUUAAAAGCACCAACAUGGUGAUCCUGGAUAUCAAGAUGCUCUCUGGGUUUGUCCCAGAGCCAGAGUCUCUGAAGAGCCUCAAACGUGCAGACUUUGUGGAUCGUGUUGAACAAGAGGAAGAUCACGUUCUGGUGUAUUUUUCAGAGUUAGUAAAGGAAACGCCACACAACCACCACCUGGACCUUGUUCAGGAGAUCCAAGUCCAGAACCUGAAGCCGGCUGUGGUCAAGAUCUACGACUACUACCAGCCAAGUGACCAAGCAGAGACAGAAUACAUCUACACUUGUGCUCCACAGUAAUCUGGAUAUUUACAUGGUAGAGCAGGAAAAAUUUUCCAAGUUCUUCAUAAUAUAGUAUCUUUAAAUAGGCUGAGACAUAAUAACUAUCAGAUCAAUUGAAUGUGUCAUUUCUCAUUAAUUAAACUCAGCAAAUGUAGUGUGUUCAGUGUUCAGGUAAAACUGACCUGAACAUCCGUUUAAGAAGCUGUAUUAUUAAAAUGCUGACCUUCUUUGUUUGUAAACAAAUGGUUUCUGCUUCAUUUCCUUCAAAAUGCAAUGAUCGUCUUUAAGCUUCAUUAUGGACGUCCAGGAUUAACCAUGCCAAUAAAAGCAUUCAGCAUGAA